Messenger RNA from Lepisosteus oculatus (spotted gar), 3064 nucleotides. The record is from RefSeq and is a predicted model, not a curated record. NCBI's taxonomy places the organism in Eukaryota, Metazoa, Chordata, Actinopteri, Semionotiformes, Lepisosteidae.
AUGGCAGAGCCUGAGCUGCUCCUGGAUUCCAACAUCCGCCUGUGGGUGGUGCUGCCCAUCGUCUUCAUCACCUUUUUCGUGGGUGUGAUCCGCCACUAUGUGUCCAUCCUCCUGCAGAGUGACAAAAAGCUCACACUGGAGCAAGUCUCCGACAGUCAGGUAUUGAUAAGAAGUCGAAUUCUAAGAGAAAAUGGAAAAUACAUCCCAAAACAGUCCUUUUUAAUGAGAAAGUUUUUCUUCAAUAACCAAGAAGAUGGAUUUUUUAAAAAGACUAAAAGAAAGGUUGUUCCACCUUCUCCUAUGACAGAUCCCAGUAUGUUAACAGACAUGAUGAAGGGCAAUGUGACCAAUGUGCUUCCUAUGAUCCUCAUUGGAGGCUGGAUCAACUGGACCUUUUCCGGGUUUGUCACCACUAAGGUGCCAUUUCCUCUCACUCUCCGGUUCAAACCGAUGCUCCAGCAGGGGAUUGAGCUCCUUUCUCUCGACGCCUCCUGGGUGAGCUCAGCAUCGUGGUAUUUCCUGAACGUGUUCGGCCUGCGCAGCAUGUACUCCCUUAUCUUGGGACAAGACAAUGGUGCCGAUCAGUCCAGAAUUAUGCAAGAACAGAUGAGUGGAGCUGCCAUGGCCAUGCCUGCAGACACCAACAAGGCGUUUAAGGCUGAGUGGGAAGCCCUGGAGCUGACUGACCACCAGUGGGCUCUGGAGAGUGUGGAGGAGGAGCUGAUGAGCAAAGACCUGGAUCUGGAUGGAAUGUUCAGCAGCGAAUUGCCCACUGGCAUCUUCUGAUUGGCCAGAGCAUGUAGUACUGACACAGUGCUGCAGAUUUCAACAGCAGCUGUAUGGGGAGAGGAUCAGAGCAAGAGCUGCAUGAAGAAAUGACCAGGUUUUUCUCGGUUGAACAUUGUUGAUUAGGAAGUCAAAAAAACAGCUGCCUACAUUUGUAUUGAUUGCUCUUUCUGUGGAUGUCCAGUUCAGGAGAGGAAACCCUAAUUCUUCGAGGUCUGCUGCAAAAUGCUUCAUCAAACAAGCUCAUAUGUUUGUAUAACUGCGAUUUUGAUUUUACCCUCCCUCAGCGAGGUGCAGUCAGUGGAAAUCAAAGCUGCUGUACCAUGGUAGACUCCUGCAUUAUCCCUGUUCAGGAUGGUUUAGCCAUCUCUGAAAAGGUACUACCAGGAAUUGAAUACUGGUUCGCGCAGCUCCUGGCAUAGGGAUUGUACAUCACAAUGCUUUACAAGAAUUACUUGGCUCUGCCUCAGUUUCAGCUCGUUUUAUUUUUGUGCUGCCUCUUCAUGGUGUUAGUGUUCUGGUUUCUGUCUCUACCCUUCUGCACCCCUCCCCCUCAACACUAAUCCCGUCUUUGAGUUGAAAGCAAGGCUGGCUGGCCGACACAGCUACAUAAUUCUGACUCUUUAACAUGUACAUAUUCAAAUGUGUAGAAUUCAACCAUUGAUGUUUAGUGUAGUGUAUUUUUUUAUAUUUAUUUUCCAAGCCAUAUUUCGUGUAACAUUCCCUUCUGUUUUGUAAAGAGACGGUUUUGACUAGAGUUGUUUUUUGUGGUUUAUUUCUCCUCUCAUCGUAGUCCUGUAUAUUGUUAGCAUUAGGGUAGUAAUGUAAGUUGAUUCUUUGUCCAAAAUGGCUGACCAUCUGAGGUUUCUGUUGUCAUGGUGAUGGGGAUCAGUAUAUAAAUACUGGUAGUAAUAAUAUUGUACCCCCAGACUUUGAGAAAUGGAGUUAAGUAAUUUACUGGCAGUUUUUACAUUAUCAAGUGCAUUUAUGAUAUAUAAAAAUCUAUGAUACACUGUGAUAAUCUGAAAUGGUCAAAUAGUUCAGUAUGUAGAAACCUUGUGGGAUUGGCAUUUGCUUGUAGAUGUUUUGAUUUUCCUGAAAAUGCUGUCCUGUAUGCAAGACAAAAAUGUCCAUUUAAAUCAAGGGGGCUUUACUCCAGUCCUGUAAGGGGCAAACCAAAAGGUUUUAAAACAUCUUGCUAAAAGACGUUAAAAAAUCAACAGAUGAGGGCUUUUGAAGUGUUUAAUUCAGGCAAAGUGAAUGAGUAGCUCAGAUAAGCAGGAAUGCUAACAUCUGGAAUGAAAACUUGUAGACACUACAUGUGGUCUUCAAAUACUAAAGCCGUACAACAUUUUCAAUAGUUUUUGAAAGUGUUAAGUAGAGAGUUUCCACUUGUAGUUGUAAAGCUCCCAAAUGAGGCUAGGAAAUCUGUACACCAGAAUACAGGCAUUUUGGUUAUUUGGUGUACUCUGCUGUUUUAUUACACUUACGUCAGCAUGUGUGAAAUAGUGUGUGUGACCUGCACGUGUGUGGUCUGGAGCACUUGAUGGAAACUGUUUGGCACUUAGACACAGCUAUUGUGAUGGCAACUCAAAUCUAUAAAUUAUCUUAAAGCUGGUUUCUCAGGUUGCUGUGGGUGUUUAAAAAGGGGACUGUAAUAGGGUUUGUGACACAACAUGCCGUGACAAGUUAAAGUUGGAUUACUACAACUCUGCUCAGAUGUUUGAUUCCAUAUUGUUUAAUGUGAGGUGCUUCAGAAGUAGUUGUGUUUCAGAUGUUCUGAUAUUAUCUUGGUCUUUAAAUUAAUAUCCCUGAAGAGAUAAUGACACUACCAGAAAAGAAGUGAUCCUCAUUCCUCCAUUACGAUGCAACUAGUAAUAAUUUACAGCUAUUCAGGUAAUUUGGAACAAAUGCUUACUUUAAUUUUCCUGUCUUGAGUCUGUCAAAAUCAAUGAUUGUGGCAAUUUAUUUUUUCAUAUGCAACGGUCUCAUGAAUGCUAGCAGAUUUCUCACACAGUUCAAAAUGCAAAUGUUUGUAACAAAAUAAAUGAUUAAAAUUAUAUACCACUACAGCUCAUUUUUAUUUAAAAUCUAAGAAGUCGACAUUUUUUUUAUUUUCAACAGCAGCAUUUCAAGAGAAACGGUCUUAACCAGGUCUUGACGUUUAUUGAUGAAUUAAGCCUUUUAAUUUCACAUCACAGUCUUUGCUCACAAUGAGUCAGUUAUCGACUCAGUAAGUCAGCGCCUGAAAUGAAGGUGGUGUCAGAUGCUUUGAUUU